Bactrocera dorsalis (oriental fruit fly) is the source of this 562-nucleotide messenger RNA. RefSeq lists its product as uncharacterized. NCBI's taxonomy places the organism in Eukaryota, Metazoa, Arthropoda, Insecta, Diptera, Tephritidae. The coding region runs from base 188 to 547 and encodes 119 amino acids. The record is from RefSeq and is a predicted model, not a curated record. The transcript has 3 exons.
UUGGUGAAUAUUACACGAACUGAAAGAUGAACUCUGCAAGGACGGUGUGACAACAGCUUACAACAGUGCUUCUUAUAAUAAGAUAAUGCGAAAUAUUUUCGAAUCCUGAUAAGAGUUGAAAUAAACCGUUACAUAUGUCCGAAGUUCUGCUUGCAGUAAACAGUCGCAAUUUGGAAAACGUUGAGAAAUGCCGAAUCCACGCAAGUAUACGGUUCUAGGCUGCUUGCUCUUCAUAUUGUUGUCGGCAAUAGUUUGCGGCGAGAAUAACGGAGAAGAGCCAAUAGCAAUUUAUUUAGAUGUUGGAAAUGAAAUUCAACAUGUUAUUAGUUUAGUCAAUAAACACGAAACGAAGUUAAACGAUUUCGAUGAUAAAUUACUAAGAAUUCAAAAUAUGCUGGAAAAUUUCGAAAAAGAAUUUUUGAAGUUGGAGCAAAAUUGUAUGGCUGCGCUGGAAAAAAAAUUACAGGUUUUCAAUACACAAUUAGAACAGAGACUCUCAUCAAUUAACACUAACGUGGCGUCUUCCAUGGGUACACAAGAAAGGUAAGAAUUGUAUUAAUUU